Messenger RNA from Fusarium poae, 1482 nucleotides. RefSeq lists its product as uncharacterized. Lineage: Eukaryota; Fungi; Ascomycota; Sordariomycetes; Hypocreales; Nectriaceae. The record is from RefSeq and is a predicted model, not a curated record. Bases 1 to 1482 code for a protein of 493 amino acids. The transcript is spliced from 3 exons.
AUGUCUCGGUCGACAAUCGCAUCAACAUUGGCUAUCGCUGGCUUUCUCACAGAACCCGUGGUUGGUUUGGCAGGCUGGUGGACUUGGUCGCCCGACACUCUCACGCCUCAUUUCGCCUACCAAGACCCUGGAUCUGGAAAUAUUUUGCACAGUUCUUGUAACAGCAAUGGCUCGGCCGCUUUCUCAACCGAUAAUCCGAACAAAUUCCCUGUCAAAGCCCAGCCAAAGGCUGCGACACCACUUGCAGUGACGGGCUGGUGGGAUGACGACCUCAACACACCGAUUGCUUCAAUCUUCUACCAGGCAACCGACGACUCGAUCAUCAAUGCGUUCUUCACAUGCGACAACAAAACAGGCAACUACAAGCUCAAUCCCGAUGGCAACGACGUUGUAUCCGACCUCGCAGGCGCACCCUCUGUACACGAAAAGACUGGCCUAGCGGUCACGGAGCUGGGGGACUCGGGCGGCUACCGACUAUAUUACCACGACGAAGACGGGCUAGUCAAUCUACUGGCAUAUGACGACGAUACCGAUUGGCGAUACGAUGGGCCUGUAUCACUCAAGAAGGCUGGUGGCAUGGGAAUAGCUGCGUUGCAGACAAAGGGUACGAAUAUAUCGGUCGCUUAUCCAUACGAUAGUAAAAACAUUGCCGUUGCUCGCUUCAACAAUGAGAACAAGAACAAAUGGAGCAUGGAAUCGUUCCCGACACCCUUCGAUAGCCCAGCGCCGACGAACCAAACGGACCCUUCGGAUAUAAGACUCGAUUCCUCGGGAGGCGACUCAAUCCAGCUCUCCUCGUUCGAUAGCGCGGUCAACCUUGGCCUUUCUUCGUCUAAGAGUCAACAGCUGUCUGUUUUCUACAUAGGCGAAGAUGCUGAGUUGCAUGCUGCAUCACACGUCGAUGGGAGUUGGGAAGAGCAGGAAACUCCUGGCAAGAAGAAAUGGCCUCAUGUAGACAGCGCGUCCGGACGAUUGGCUGUUGUUUCACCCUUGGAAUCAGACAAGGUCUGGGUAUACUAUACAAGUGGCGAGAAGGUCAUGGAGCUCCAUAGAGAUGGAAGAGGAACAUGGGCCGAUGCCAGAACUCCCUCUCCGAAGAGCGCUACAAUCACCGACGACUCGGAUGGAUCUGACGGGGACGACAACUCGAAAGACUCGGAUGGUGGCUUCAACUCUAGUGAGGAUGCGACCGACAGCUCAUCUUCAUCAAAAGGCAUCACAACUGGCGCAAAGGCUGGGAUUGGUAUCGGUGUCGGUGUCGGCGUAUUGGCUGUCGCUGCUACUGUUUUCUUGUUCCUCCGAAGACGACGUCAGAAAGAUGCUACGAGCGAGCGUAAAGGUUCAGUUGGGGAACUUGCAUCAAGAAAUAGCUAUCAUGAGUUGCAGACCGAAGUGCAUCAGCCACAGGAAAUGCCAUUGACAACACCAACUCAACAGCACGAGUUGCUGGGUGAUACAAGACACAGAGAUACACAAGUGUAG